Messenger RNA from Trichomonas vaginalis G3, 1485 nucleotides. RefSeq names its product xylulose kinase family. Gene Ontology annotation, molecular function: D-xylulokinase activity. The record is from RefSeq and is a predicted model, not a curated record. Bases 1 to 1485 code for a protein of 494 amino acids. Gene Ontology annotation, biological process: xylulose metabolic process. The transcript has a single exon. Lineage: Eukaryota; Parabasalia; Trichomonadida; Trichomonadidae.
AUGACUAGCUCCAUUUACAUCGGUAUCGACAACGGCACACAAGGCACCAAAGUUAUUGCAUAUUCUUCUGACGAGAAAAAGAUUCUCGCUACAGGCUAUAGCGCUCAUAAGAUAAUUGAGAACAAUGAAGGGCGUAGGGAGCAAGAUCCUCAAUGGUGGAUUGAUGCAGCUGAUGAAGCAAUGAAGAAAGUGUUAUCAGAUCCAAAUGUUGAUCCAAAGAAAGUUAAAGGAAUUGGUGUAUCUGGACAACAGCAUGGAUGUGUUGUUCUUGAUUCAGAAGGUAAGGUUUUAAGACCAGCAAAACUCUGGUGUGAUACAGAAACAAGCCCAGAAUGCGAUUAUUUAACAAAUAAAUUAGGAGGAAUCGAAAAGGUUGUUGAAUUAAUCGGAAACUCCAUUGCUGCUGGAUUUACUGUCUCCAAGGUUCUUUGGAUCAAGAACCAUGAACCAGAAACAUACGAAAAAAUCAAGAUGAUUUUACUUCCACACGAUUACAUCAACUAUUGGCUCACCGGUAACUACACAACCGAUAUGGGUGAUGCAUCAGGUACAGCUUACUUCAAUGUUCGUACAAGAACAUGGUCAAAUGAAAUUCUCAACGCAAUUGACGAGAAGAGAGACUGGUCGAAGUGUCUUCCAACAAUCCUUAAGUGGAAUGAAAAGGCAGGAACCGUCAGAAAAGAGAUUGCUGACAAGUACGGCUUCCCAUCCGAUGUAAUCGUUUCAAGUGGCGGCGGAGACAACAUGAUGGCUGCUAUCGGUACUGGUAAUGUUAAGCCAGGCGUUAUUACAUGCUCAUUAGGCACAUCUGGAACCAUUUUCUCAUACGCAAGUUCUCCAAUUGUUGAUAAACAAGGAGAAUUAGCUGCUUUCUGCUCAAGUAACGGCGGAUGGCUUCCUUUGAUAUGUACAAUGAAUGUUACAGUGUCAACAGAACAAGUUCGUAACUUAUUAAGAGUUGAUAUCAAAGAAUUCAACAAUUUGGUCAUCCAAGCGAAGCCAGGAUCCGAUGGAUUACGUCUCUUACCAUAUUUCAAUGGCGAGAGAACCCCUGCAAGACCAAGAGGACAUGCAGUUUUCUCUGGAAUCACAUCUUCGAACUUUACACGCGAAAACAUGGCCAGAUGUGCCAUGGAAGGUGCAACAAUGUCAAUCAGAUAUGGCAUUGACAUCCUCGAGAGAUGUGGAAUCAAGAAAGCUGAAGUAAGAUUAGUAGGUGGUGGAUCAAAGUCUUUAAUUUGGAGACAGAUCAUCGCUGACAUCUUUGAUUGCCCUGUUGUCAUCCCAGAUGCAGCCGAAGCUGGUGCAAUGGGUGGUGUUUUGCAGGCAAUGGCAUGCGCAACAGGAAAGGACCUUAUCGAGUUAUGUGAUGAACACGUGAAGGUCUCUGGAUCAAAGUUGAUGCCAAUUCCUGAAAAUGUCAAAGUAUAUGAAACUGUAUACAAAGAAUAUUUGAAACUCGACAAAGCUUCACAGCAGCUUUAA